GCGCACCAAACCACCGGAAGUUUAAGCUUCGUAGCAUUCAUGUGGGUCCGUGUUAACAACAAAGUGUGUUGACUUUCUUCUACGGUUUGAGUAAUAUUUUACGUAAAUUUUAGGUUAAAACAUGUCCGACAACGAAGAUAACUUCGAUGAUGGAGAUUUUGAUGAUGCCGAGGAGGAUGAGGGAUUAGAUGAUCUCGAAAACGCGGAAGACGAUGACCAGGAGAACGUGCAGAUCCUGCCCGCGGGAGAGGGCCAGCAGGCAAACCAGAAGAGGAUCACAACUCCGUACAUGACCAAAUACGAGAGGGCCAGAGUGCUGGGGACACGAGCCCUCCAGAUAGCGAUGUGUGCUCCAGUUAUGGUGGAGCUGGAGGGAGAAACAGACCCGCUGCAGAUAGCUAUGAAAGAACUAAAGAGCAGAAAGAUCCCCAUCAUCAUCCGCAGGUACCUUCCCGAUGGGAGUUACGAGGACUGGGGUUGCGACGAGCUCAUCAUAACUGAUUAAACAUCUUAUGAAGCAGUCUACGCUGACAGAUCAGCCUAAGCUGCUUCACAGCCACCACCCUAACUGGUUUUACAGCUACACAAACCCAGUGGAGGAGUCUCCUUCACGCCCACUCCCAGAUCCAGUCGCUGUAAUUCUCCAGUGACUGUAAACAUGAGGUGUACUGCAUAAGACUACUUAAAGACUCAAAAUAAUGCAAAACAAAUUAGUAUGCUGUUUAUAGUUCAUAAUCCUGUGAACUUACUUAUUGUUUUCCCCUCUAACUAUUUGUUUAGUGUUCAUCACAACCCAGCUCAUUUUUUCGUCUUUCUUUUAUCUGGUACCCACUGAACUCAAUUGUUUUAGCGGCUGCAAUGCUUCUAAGAGCCACAAGGGGGAGAUAUAUCUCAGUCAAACACUUAAGUUUUAUAAAGGAAUCCUGUAUUAUGAAGUAUUUGUGUUUUUGAAAAGAGGUGAUUGUAGUGAAAUUACAGUUUUAUUGUUAUAAAUAAAGAUUUUUGUAUAAAGAGUUUGAUUUAUGUUACUUACACUAUGAAAUGUAAACAGAGGUUUACAAUGAGGGUGAAGUUACACUCUCUGGGUUCAUAAGUCAUAAAGACUUAGGAAUCCUACUGCAACAAGCACUAAAUGCACACAUUACUGUAGUAGAUCGAUAGAUAACAGUAAGAAUCCUCACUUCCGACAGUGGGUGUUGAUGUUUACACGGAGAAGUAUUGUCACAGUCAUGAUGCAUGGUGUGUGUGGCUCCCCCCGCCCCACUCCAUAAACACAAAGCAGCCAAACAGUCAGUGUAUUGUUUUAGGAGAAAUGGGUUGUUGCCCGGGCAGAGAGACGGCGAGUGAAUGCGGGAAGACAGAGAGAAAGUUUGUGAGAAAACAGAUUAAAGGAUUUCAUGUAGGAGGCAGUGUGUGAUGAUACUCUAGUAAAUAGGCGAGCGGAUUAUAUGUUGCUUGUGUGUGUGUUUGUGGGAGCUCCGUGACAUGUAUGUAAAGACAGAACUGAUUUGAAAGGGAAAAAAAAAUGCAGCUGGUAAUAAAACUGAUGAAGAAA
This is a messenger RNA of Maylandia zebra (zebra mbuna), 1555 nucleotides long. It is a transcript of the gene polr2f, whose product is annotated as RNA polymerase II, I and III subunit F. The record is from RefSeq and is a predicted model, not a curated record. Gene Ontology annotation, cellular component: RNA polymerase III complex; nucleus; RNA polymerase I complex. Lineage: Eukaryota; Metazoa; Chordata; Actinopteri; Cichliformes; Cichlidae. Gene Ontology annotation, molecular function: DNA binding. Gene Ontology annotation, biological process: tRNA transcription by RNA polymerase III; transcription by RNA polymerase II; transcription by RNA polymerase I.